Drosophila subpulchrella is the source of this 3051-nucleotide messenger RNA. It is a transcript of the gene DhpD, whose product is annotated as guanine deaminase. Gene Ontology annotation, molecular function: zinc ion binding; guanine deaminase activity. Gene Ontology annotation, cellular component: cytosol. The record is from RefSeq and is a predicted model, not a curated record. The transcript has 5 exons. Bases 1475 to 2827 code for a protein of 450 amino acids. Gene Ontology annotation, biological process: guanine catabolic process. NCBI's taxonomy places the organism in Eukaryota, Metazoa, Arthropoda, Insecta, Diptera, Drosophilidae.
AUUAAAAUUAUUAUUUCUGGCGCACAGAAUAGGUUUGAGCGUUGUAGGCGUUAGAGUGGGCGUGGCACACUGACCAAAAAACCUUGGGAAUCUCAGGAAUCUGCAUGCCUAAUUCCAGUAUUGUAGCUUUUAUAGAUCACAGUGCUCAUUCGGACAGACGGACAGAGAAAAUGAUAAGAUAUAUUUCUAGGUGCGAUUUCCAGUGUUUGGUGUCAGCAAGUAAAUUAAAUAAUUAAAAAAAUAUAUUUUUUUUUCUUAGGUAGUUCUAUAAUAAGUUAAUUCAUAUUGGCCUUAGUCUGAAGGUUGGUCCCUGUACUGCUGUAUGCUACGGAAUUGAGGUUGUAUUAACGUUAACUGACAUCGUAUAUGUUGUCACGGUCCACAGUGUAAAAAAAAUGCGCCGAAAACUAUGCAGAUUUGUUUUUUUAGUUUUCACUCGGACGUGAAUUUAUUAACAUUGUCGGGUUUGCCCUUUAACGUCAUAUGUUUUCUUUGUGUGUUGGAGAAUUUUCAUAGGGAAAUUCCCAUUUGGUGUAAUAAAGCAGCUUACUAGGCAAAUAUCUGAGUGGAAAGCCUAUAUGAACACUAAAAUAAAACUUAGUUAAAUACAAGUAAAUUAUUUCUAAUGUAAAUAAAAUUUUUCAUAAAUCAAGAAAGCGUUACUUAAAUAUAGGAAAUGGUUACCAAAAACUAGACUCGCCCUAAAAACGAAGAAAAAGGUCCUUUUAUCAAGAAAUUUUUUUCUGGAAAAAAAGGCCAUUCCACCAGCUGCAGCUAAAGCGGUGAUGGCGGACGAGCUGGCUUCUAUAGGGAGGAGGGAAAAGGGGGCAAAAAAAGAGCGGCCUUUAAGGGGCACCUGGAGAAGCCAUUGUCAGAAUGCUGGUCGACUUCCUGCAGUAUCAGGCGGAACAACCCCGUUCCCAAUCCGGCUCCUACUUCCUCAUCGUCCAAUAUGCCUAUUGGGACUCGGGGGUGGACUGCAGAUGGCGCGGGAAAGAUGGCGAAACAUCCGUGGGACGAGAAGGAAUCUUUAUAAUACUAAUUUACAUGAAUUAAAACAUUCGCUGAACAUUCCAUUUAUUUUCAAUUUAAUUUCUUUGUGCACCACCAGACUCUUCUUUUUAAAAUUAAUAAACCUAGUUUCUCGACAGUAAGACCCAGCCGCAUGCAUUGUGUAAAUUUCGGUCACACUACAAAGAAUAAGAUUUUUCUACUAGUGAAACUCUUAGUCGAUCUGAGUACUAGUCUUUAAUAAUAUAUAUUCAGCAAUGCUCUACCAUGAUACAUAAUUUGAUUUUCAAAUAUUUUAAAUUUUUAACUUCAAUUUAUUAAAAUUUAAAAUUUUUUAUGGGGGGUAAAGUCAAUUUUUCCUCUGGCUACACUAACAUACAUAUAUGUAGUUCGAAAUCAUUGCUUACUUCAAAGUCAGCCUGGGAACAAGUUUAGACGACGCGCUGAUAGUAAAAGCUUUGCGAUGUCAACUGUUUUCUUUGGAACUAUUGUGCACACGAAGUCUUUCAGUGAAUUCGAGUCAUUCGAAAAGGGAUUUUUGGUGAUAGACGACUGCGGAAAGAUAAUAGGAAUUGGCCAUGACUACCAGGGAUGGGUAUCCAGCAACCCGGUCCGGGCCAAGGAUUUGCAGGAGGUUAGGCUGACGGAUUGCCAGUUCAUCAUGCCUGGCUUCGUCGAUUGCCAUAUACACGCCCCGCAGUUCGCACAAGUGGGCCUGGGACUCGACAUGCCCCUUCUGGACUGGCUGAACACGUACACCUUCCCGCUGGAGGCAAAGUUUUCCGACCAACAAUACGCCCAACAGGUUUACCAAAGCGUUGUCCACGCAACGCUGCGCUGUGGAACCACCCUGGCUUCCUAUUUCGCCACGAACCACCUGGAGUCGACGCUGAUCCUGGCGCGGGAGGCGGUGCGCCAAGGCCAGCGGGCGCUCGUUGGCAAGGUUUGCUCCAACUGCAACAGCCCCGACUUCUACGUGGAGACUGCAGAGGAGUCGGCCAGUGCUACUUUGGCGUUCGUGGAGGAGAUGCGGAAGCUUGGCAGUUCCCUGGUGCUACCCACAAUCACUCCCCGCUUCGCUCUCAGUUGCAGCAAGGAACUGCUAAAGGAACUGGGCUGUAUAGCAAAGCGAUUCGAUCUUCACGUCCAGAGCCACAUCAGCGAAAAUCUAGCAGAGAUCGAGAUGGUAAAGGGGAUCUUUAAAUCUAGUUACGCCAAGGCUUACGACGAGGCUGGACUGCUGACGAAUAAGACGGUAAUGGCGCAUGGCGUGCACCUCGAGGACGACGAGGUCGCGCUUUUUAGGACUCGCGGUUCCUCGGUGGCACAUUGUCCUGCAUCUAACACAAUGCUCAGCUCGGGACUGUGCGACGUCCAGCGGCUUGUUAACAAUGGCGUGACCGUCGGCCUUGGCACAGACGUAUCGGGUGGAAACUCCGUUUCAAUUCAGUACGCCCUUUUGCGAGCGUUGGACGUGUCGAAGCACCUUGACUUCUUCAAAAAACAGAACAUACGCGGAACGGGGGAGGCGAAAGCACAAGAUCCCAACUACGUUCCGCUGAAAUAUAAGCAGGCGAUUUAUUUGGCAACUUUAGGCGGCGCCAAGGCGCUUUCCCUGGAUCAUUUGACUGGAAACUUUGCAUUAGGGAAGGAGUUUGAUGCCCUGUUAGUGGACAUAAGCGUCGUAGAAAAUCCCGUGCGAAGGCUGAAUGUCGACGAGCUGGUAGAAAAGUUCAUUUACACUGGCGAUGAUCGCAAUAUUUUAGAAGUCUUUGUGGCCGGCAAGCCCGUUAAGAACGACUGUCAAUUAAAAUAGAUUAGUUAUACUCUAUCCAUUAUACUUUUACAUUUAGGCAUUUCACAAGGAAUCGUAUGGGAAAUUUAUUUUUAUAGACACUAAAUGCUGAAACGUAAUCUUGCUUUUAGAUAACUUUCAAUAUAAUUUAUGUACAGUUGGACUUUUAAGAAGUAAAACCUAUUUUGUCUACUCGUUUUACAUUUUAUACUCGAAACAGUUAAAUAAACUAUACUUUGAGUUUA